This is a messenger RNA of Rotaria sordida, 2634 nucleotides long. The record is from the annotation of a GenBank genome assembly. NCBI's taxonomy places the organism in Eukaryota, Metazoa, Rotifera, Eurotatoria, Philodinida, Philodinidae.
AUGAAGGCUCCUAUUCGAGUACCAUUAAAUAGAAACAAUCAUGACGAGGAGAAGAGUAAUUAUGCAAAUUUUAAUAAUACAAGAAUAAUCACCUUAUUUCAAGUGCCUCAAUAUGAACAAUUACAAAUACUUAUUUGUAAUGGUAAUUCAUUAACAACAUUAGCUGGUGUUGAACAUAUUAAACAUUUAUGGAAGCUUGAUGUUGGAAAUAAUCAAAUUCGAAGUCUUCAACAUCUAUCACGUUUUAUAGCACUUGGUUCACUUAUACUCUCAAAUAAUCGUUUACAAUGGAUUGAAUUACAACAUAUUCGUCAUAUGUUUAUACUUGAUUUAAGACUCGAUGGAAAUACUAUAUUGGAUGCUGAUUCAAAUUAUCGUCAGCAUGUACUUGAUUGUUUACCACGUAUUUGGAUGUGUGAUGGUAUUUUUGUUUCAACCUCUGAACGCAAUCAAGUUGAUGAAUUUUUUACACAAUCAUCAUUAGCACAAAAACCUGUGCGACAUAAAUUAGCACGUGAUAUAUUUAUGCCAACAAAUCUAAAAGAUCGUGCGAUUAAUGGACUUUUUGGAUCAAAGGCAACAGAAUUAUUUGCUAAAUUUCCAAUGAAUUGUUUUGUAAAUUCAGAACUUGACAAGAGAAGAAUCAAACAUUUAGCUGCAACAAUUCAAGAUUUAUUACUUACAGAAAUGAGAAAUGAUGAGGGAAAAAAACAUGAUGAAUUUCUUAUGGAAAAUCGUCAUAUACUCUAUCAUAUGGUUGAUAUACGAGAAAAUCAUGUUGAAGAAUUUAAUAUGUGCCUUAUAUUACUUGUUACUCACAUGCUCUUCGAAAUACCUGUUGAAUUAUUAAAUAAUGUUUUUGAUAUUACACAUAUAAAAUCUAUUGGAAAUUUAAAUAUUGAUCAUAUAUUUUCAUCAAGUGAAGAAUUAAAAUCUAUGAUUGCAUCAUUGAUUCAUGCAGGUACACGACUUGAUCGAGAUGAAAAUCAUCCAUCAGCAUUUAAUGAUAAAUUAUUUAAUAGUCUUUCUAUUGUUAUUACUAAUCAAUUACGACAAUUAUCAACUUUAAAUACAAGUCAACCUUAUCCAAAUGGUAGUAUAGUUUCUGAAGCAAAAUCUAUGGUAUGUCUUGAAGUAAUGCAAAUAUUAAUAAUGUGUCCAUUAUUUUAUACACUUAUUGAUAAUCCAAAUGUAAAUUCAAUUUUAAAACAAGCUUUAGACCGAUCACCAGCAUAUGGAAGUAUUAAAGAUGUUUUAAAAAAUUUAACUGCUGAUGAAAAAUCAGCUGAAGAACAAAAAGAUUUAUUAAGUCCAAUUCUUGGUAAUAUAUUAAAAAUGACUAUGCGUACAUUAUCAACAAAAAAAACAAAAAAAAUAAAUGAACCAUUACAAGCAGAAACGACUAAACCAGAACAAGACAAUUCAAAUAAACGACAACAAGAACGAAUUCUAUCAUCACCAAAAUCUUCUCAACGAGCACCUAUUCAUCGUAUUCCUACUAUUGGUGAUCGUAUACUAACAGCACCACAAACAUUUGCUCGUAUUGUAACAAUACCUGAUGGUGAUAUAGUAAUGAUUCAAUUCGAUCAUAUACUUGCUGUUAAUGGUUCAAUGAUAAAAAAUGGAUCAUUAAAUGAUCAUACUAAUUAUGUUAGUAUGAAUAAUUUUGAAUGGGAUGCUUCACAUGAUUAUUGGCGACCAAAAUUUGCACUUGGUGAUAAAAUAACAUUACAUAUGGCGACAAUACGAGAAGAAACAUCUCGAAAUCUUCCUCUACCUCGAGCAUUACCAUCAAAAACAUUAGAAUCAAUUGAAAAAAAACGUCCAAUACCAAAAUUAUUUGAAAUUAAUCUUAAUAAUAAACCAAAAGAAGCAUUUGUUGAACCACCACCCGUAUCUAAUAUUAAUCACGAAGAAAAUAAUAAUUCACAACAAAAUCCAACUAUUGAAAAUCAAGUGAUCACAACUGAAGAAAUUAUAAUUGAACGUCCAAUGUCUGUUCGAAUAAUAAAACAAAAACAAGAGCAACAAAAUAAAGAUUUAACAACUAAUGAAACAAUUUCUUCAUCACCUAUUCUUAUUGAAUCAACACUUUUUCUUAUGCCUGAUCAAUCACAACCACCAAUUUCAUCUAUUGACCAGCAACAACAACAACAACAAUCAUUUACUACAUCAACAAUAGUCCAUGAUUUUGAACGUUCAUCAUCUGCUUCUCGACGAACAACAACAACCAAUCGUAUACAUGUACCAGUACAUAAUGCAUCACAAUGGUUUAAUGGACCUAAUAUGCAAAAUGAACGAUCAGGUCGAAUGGAAAAAAUUAUUUCUUCUCUUGUUCGACGAUCAUUUCGACCAAUAUCUGAUAAUACGAUGCCACGUGUACCUACAUUAACUUCUCCAUCAUCAAGAGAACAUGCUCUGUCUAAAGGUUUUCGACCAGGUACAUUACAAGAUUUUUGUAUUGAAAGUCAGCGAAUGGUACCAACACCAUUUAUGUUCAAUCGACAAUCACAAUCAACUAAAAAUCGAUAUACACCAUCAACACGUUCAUAUGACUUAAAUCGUUCAAAUGAAGGUGGAUUUCGUAUUAAAUGCUUGUUCAAUCCACCAUGUCCAACACCUUCAUGGAUGUGA